CCACAGAAGUGGUCCGCCCGCGUCGACACCGCGACCUCCGCCGAGCUCGGCUGCAACACCUCCGGCAUGCCAUGGGGCGUGAUAUUCUCUGGCAGGCAGAGGGCCAGACCUUGCACCUCGAGGAGCACGAGCCCUUGGGAUAUGCUGACCUCUUUGCGUGCGCUCCGCCGGUCCCAGCAGUUCGACCUCGGCGCCCAGAUCGGCCAAAUUCCGAAGGCCACGCAUCAGUCGGUGAAUGCGGGCGGCUCCCGG
This is a messenger RNA of Prorocentrum cordatum, 252 nucleotides long. Lineage: Eukaryota; Dinophyceae; Prorocentrales; Prorocentraceae. The record is from the annotation of a GenBank genome assembly.